AUGGCCACCAAAGCCGCCACCAAGCGACUCACCCGCGAGUACCAAAACAUCCAAAAGAACCCGCCGCCAUACAUCGUUGCACAUCCGUCAGAGUCCAAUAUACUAGAAUGGCACUAUAUACUUACAGGAGCACCCCAGACACCAUAUGAAAACGGCCAGUACUGGGGUACAUUGAUAUUCCCGCCUGAAUAUCCGUUCGCGCCUCCGGCGAUCAGAAUGCACACUCCGAGCGGACGAUUCAUGCCAUCCACACGGUUGUGUCUGAGUAUAAGCGAUUUCCAUCCAAAGUCCUUUAAUCCGGCGUGGGAGGUGUCGACAAUUCUGAUCGGCCUGCUAUCCUUUAUGAACAGCGAGGAGAUGACGACGGGUAGCGUGAGUGCCUCCGAUGCCGAACGCAAGUUAUUUGCUGCGAGGUCGAGAUGGUGGAACUCGACUGGUGGCGGCUCUUACACAAAAGCCGUUCCUGGCGUCACGUCAACGAUCAAGGGGAUUGCGAACAUCAAAGCCGGAGAUGGCGGAAAGAAGUUUCGAGCCGAGUGGCCCGAGCUGGACCAGGAGAAUUGGAAAUGGAUAAGGGACAGCCGGGUUGAUCCAGCGACGGGGCAAAUAUUACCCGACCCUAAUGAAGCCUUCCUAGCCGAGAGCAGCAAUAGCAGCAACGGGAGCAGUAACAAUGCCUGUUCACCUGAGACGAAUGCUCUUCGACGGAGGCCUGGCGGUGGGAGUGCCACAGGGUUAGGGGCUGUUGUGGAAGGUGGACAGAGGGCGCGAGAUGUCGGGGAGAGCUGGUUUCGAAGAAAUAAAGUAUGGAUCUGCAUCGGUCUAGUACUAGGGUACGCACUCUUAUCUCGACUAUUCGACGACAUCCGGGCCUGGUAG
Messenger RNA from Nannizzia gypsea CBS 118893, 879 nucleotides. RefSeq lists its product as hypothetical. The record is from RefSeq and is a predicted model, not a curated record. Lineage: Eukaryota; Fungi; Ascomycota; Eurotiomycetes; Onygenales; Arthrodermataceae. The coding region runs from base 1 to 879 and encodes 292 amino acids. The transcript is spliced from 3 exons.